This is a messenger RNA of Opisthorchis viverrini, 246 nucleotides long. RefSeq lists its product as hypothetical. Lineage: Eukaryota; Metazoa; Platyhelminthes; Trematoda; Opisthorchiida; Opisthorchiidae. The transcript is spliced from 3 exons. The record is from RefSeq and is a predicted model, not a curated record. Bases 1 to 246 code for a protein of 81 amino acids.
AUGGCCCCUGAGCGACAUGGUCCUAACGGUGGAAGACGCUCGUUAACUCUUUCACAAGGUCAACCCAUUAUGCUCUCGCUUGACGAAGGCUCCCUUCCCUCUGCUAAGAUUAAAGUGAUUACUACGCCAAUCUACAAAACCGAGACCAUCGCCUUGCAGCUACAGCCCUACAGGCCUCCCCAGCUUGCUGUGCAAUCUUUAGAUUUCGAAGCAACUGGCGGUAUAGUGAAGCAGCAAUUGUGUUAA